GUGAUGACGUUAUGAAACGCACCUGAACGCUGUACCGCCAAAUAGGGACAUCCCUUCUCUGUGUUCAGUUUGCUUUUUUAAGGAUUUUAUUUAGUUCAUUCAAAUCGGCUGAUAGCGUCAAGUGUUUGGAGACAAAUUAUUAUUGUGAGUUGGACGCCUUUACGCGAGUUGCUGGGACUUGUCUGAGAAGUUUUACAGGAACCGGAGAUGGAGGAAUUAACGAUAUUCGAGCAGCAUACUAUAACACUCGGCAAAGAUUCCAAGAUGGGGUUUGGCUUUGCGAUAUCAGGAGGCAGAGACCAGCCUAACCCGGACUCAGGGGACACAGCCGUGAUAGUUUCAGAUGUGGUACGGAACGGACCCGCUAUGGGACGGCUGUUCGUCAGAGAUCAGAUCGUCAUGGUCAAUGGCGUGUCAAUGGAGAAUGUCUACUCUACCUUCACCAUCCAGAACCUCAAGUCAUGUGGCAAAACAGCCAACAUAACAGUGAAGCGUCCUCGUAAGAUCCAGCUCCCCGCCAGCACCAGACCCUCGCGUGCUGCCUCUUACUCCAACCUGCUGGACCAGGACCCCCCACAGAGGCCCCGACGCUACUCCGAUGGUAGUGACCAGGCCCACAAAGCUGACCGCAACAGAACCGCUCAUGCCUUGCCGCUAAGUUCAGGGUACAAACGGCUCCCACAGCAGGCCUUCCCAGACAAGCCAAUCAAAGCUACCCUGCUGAAGAAGAAACUCACAGACGAGUAUGGACUGAAGUUGGGAAGCCAGAUCUUCAUCAAACACAUGACUGAGACGGGUCUGGCUGCCAAGGAGGGCACUCUGCAGGAGGGAGACCUCAUUCUCAAGAUCAAUGGGAUGACCACAGAGAACCUGUCUCUUCUGGAGACCAAGCACCUUGUGGAGAAGUCCCGGGGAAAGCUGACCAUGAUGGUCCUGCGAGACGACCGCAAGUUCCUGGUCAGCAUCCCAGAAGUGCAGGACAGUGCCCCCAGCAGUGAGGAGGACCACCGCGGCAACAGCAGCUCUGAACUGGAGGACAUUUCAGACCUGGAUACAGACAUCCCCACUCCCAGAGACAGAGUGUCACGCUCUGCAACUAGAGAACGACGCACACGCAGAAGAGCUGAUCCUCCUCUAGUAGUUAAGUCACGUGAUCCGUCCCCGGUGCGGUCGACACUGUCCCGGCCUGUUGCUAAAGCCUACCCCUCUCACCGAGCCCUCUCAGAGUCUGAGUCUGACCGUAGUGCAUCACCAACUCCUGUCAGGAAGGACAGCCCAGACCAUGCCAACAAAUAUAGAACUCUUUCAGGGCUGUCCACCCUCCCCAACCCCAAAGCCUCACCUGCCGUCUUUGACUGGGUCGCCCCACGUUCCUCCCGUCCCUCCUCCUCCACCUUGAGACCUCGCAAAGUGGUGUCAGAGUCGGACUCGGACCGCAGUGCCUCCCCACCCCCCAGAAGAGGAGAGAGUUCCCGAGUCAUAGAGGACCACUCCAGAUACAGAGUGCUCCCUAACCUGCCCCACCCUAGGACACUGAGAGCCUCCCCCAUCACCAUUCGUCAGGAUCCUCCUCGACGGGUGUCCUCUCCUGUCAAAGCACCACUCCCAGAUUCUGAAUCUGAGUCAGACAGCAGCUCCGGGCCCGCCCACAGCCAGGACUCCCGGAGCAGAUACAGAGCCACUCCCUUGGUAGCCAUGUUUCCCCAGGUGGAGCCCCCCAAGUGGAAAGCCCCCAGUGUCACAAGGAGCAAUCCUGCUAAAGGGCACUCAGGAUCCGAGUCGGAGGCAAGUUACGCAUCCGUCCCUCGACGGGAGUCUAUAGACAGUGGAGGCUCCAUCUCCAGGGUAUCCAAGAACAGAUACAGAGCUCUGCCUGAGAUGAAGUCUUCUCCAGCUCCAGUAGUGAGACAGGACCCCCCUCGACAAGGCAUGACCUCCUCCAGUCCAGUCUCAGGUUCCUCUGAUUCGGACCGUACACCCUCACCCCCUAGGAGGUCUGGGAGUACAGAUGUGGAGAGCAACCACAGUAUUCCACACAGAGUCAAUGGCGAUGUCCACACUGGGAUAUCAAUGAAGCGCAACCAUCCAGUCUACUCCAAGACGGAGGAACCCCUCUACUCCCUCCCCCCAGACUCCAUUCCUACACCUGGCUUGGGCUCAGAUCUGAACACAGUGUCGUUUGUGAAGGAGGGGAGCGUUGGUCUGAGACUGGUGGGAGGCAACGAUGUGGGCAUCUUUGUGGAUGGGGUUCGCCCCAACAGCCCCGCUCAGGAGCAGGGUAUGAAGGAGGGGGACCAGAUCAUGCAGGUGAAUGGGGUGGACUUCGGUUAUUUCACCCGUGAGGAAGCUGCAAUGUUCCUGAUCAACAUCAAGAGAGGGGAGCCGGUCAACAUCCGUACUCAGAACAAGAUGGACAUUUACAAGAAGAUCCUGAAGUCCAACCUGGGGGACUCGUUCUACGUCCGGACCCACUAUGACAAUGUGGCGGAGGGCGACAUUGGCCUAGCCUUCACCAGGGGAGAGGUGUUCAGGGUGGUGGACACCAUGCACAGGGGCAAGCUGGGAAAGUGGCUGGCUAUACGCAUGGGCAACGACCUGCAUGAGCUGGACAAGGGCACCAUCCCCAACCAGGUCAGGGCCGAGACUCUGGCCAGAAUGGAGCAGGCUCAGAGGGCCAGUGGAGAAGGGGAUCGCCAGGUAUCAGGGCCCAGGGUAGAGUUCUGGAAACUACGGAGGCUCAGAGGGGCCAAGAAGAACGUCCGCAGGACUCAUGAUGACCUGCUCCAGCUUACCAUCCAGGGCAAAUUCCCAGCAUACGAGAGAGUUCUGCUCAGAAAAGCUAAUUUCAAACGGCCAAUCGUCAUCAUGGGUCCUCUGAACGAUGUGGCCAUGGAGAAGCUGGCCAGAGAGAUGCCUGAUGAAUAUGAGGUGGCAGAGAUGGCUCCUCGUAGUAGUGGCGGAGACACUACUUCCACUGUCAUCAAACUGGACACAGUACGAAGGAUUGCAGAGAAGAACAAGCACCCUCUGCUGGACAUUACUCCUACUGCCGUGGAGCAUCUGAACUACAUCCAGUACCACCCCAUGGUUCUGUUCCUGGACCCACACAGCAGGAAGGACGUCAAGGUCAUAAGGCAGAGGAUGUGCCCCAACUCCAACAAGAGCUCUAGACGCCUCUACACACAGGCACUCAAGAUGAGGAAGCACUGCAGCCAUCUGUUCACAGCUCGUAUUGAUCUCCAGCCCAGCUCUAAUGUGUGGUAUGAGACUGUGAAAGACAAGAUCAGACACCAGCAGGCCAAACCUGUCUGGGACUCAGAAGUCACGUUGGAGGGAGGCGGAGAGGAGGAACUGGAUGCAUUGGACCGGACCCACUCGGACUACCUGAGUGCUGCCAGCGAACUGGAGGACACAGACAGAGAGGUCUACACUGAUAAUGAGGACCUGGAGGAACCAUUUGAUCCCAGCAAUCAUCCCCGGAUGUCCAGGCUAACCGCUCUGGCCCGGUCUUCAGAACCUGCCUCUGAGUACCCCUCCCCCGAGUCCCAGAGAGAGGUUCCACCCCUGAUGCAUGUGUCUGAGCCCAGAUCGACCUGUCGUCCAUCUGACAGCCCUCCCCACGUUGACGUUGCUGAUGAAAUCCGACCCUAUCAUAGCUUCUCAGAUUCGGACUUCAGUGCCAUUGACCAGGCUUUUCCGACCACCCCCUCGGACACACCCCCUGACUUCAUAGCCCCUGACCCCAGAGUCUCUGUGCGUGAGCCCCCAUUGGCUGAACUGCUGCCAGAGAGCCCCCCAGCUGUCACACUGUCAGUAAUAGAGAAGAAACUUCAACAGGUACUGGUGGGACUGUCACAGUUCAGCAUAGCACAAACUCUUACAGAUCCUCUAACUCGCAGUUUCCUUCCAAAGGCUAAAUUACUCUUAACUUGGUCUCCAGUGAUUUUGACUCAUGACCUCUUUCCCUCUUUCAGACCCGUAUGGCAGAAUCUCAGGAGAGGAAAGCGUCUCCAUUGUUCAUUGUGUUGGCUCACCAUCAGGCUGUCCAAACGAGACGCACUCGGAUCCAAGGCAGUGACAGCUCUGACAAUGAAGAGACUGAUGACAUUGAGUGGGGUCCAGCUACAGAACUUUAGAUUAGACCACACCAUUCCAGAACUAUAACUCUAGAGUGCACAGACAACGGCCGUGUUCGAGAACAUCAAAACCGUGAUGUGACUGACUGAUCUACAAAUCAUAAUCAGUCGCUAUUUAUGAUAAAGUUCAGUCAUUCGGCAGUCGCCUGCACAAACAAGGCAAUAGCCUCUUAAAUGGGAGAUGUGAAAUGCUCUCAACUUCAACCUUCAAGGAUCACUUGGUUUGUUUUGUCCUUCUGUUGGACCAACAUCUUCUUUGGAGAGGUAAGUUGGAGGGCCAAUGCUAGGGCUGCCUUCAGACAUGGGACUUUAGGCAAUGGCUUCCGCAGACCAGCGCUCACACCUUUCUUUGUCCAAUUCCAAGAGAGAAAGAUGUUUCAUUUAGCUGGAAAUUCUAAUAAAAAAAUCAGUGUUUUUGUACUUCUACAACUUUUUAAAAAAUAAAUGCAAGUUUUAAAUCAAAACGAUAGAGACGUUCCCAACAACUUUGCUGUCAAGGAUGUCAUUUGAACAAAAAAAAAACAUUUUAAAGCUGGAAUCCUAAAUUAAAACAAGUGGUCAUCCCACCUUUUGGGUCAAAAUGAGUGCUAUGUAUGCAAGGACUGACCAUUGAUUAUCUAAAAAUAUAUAUAUAGUUAACCAUAUUGAGGCUUUUCAGUGUUUUAGAUUUACUUUGUCAACAAACCAUGGAGUACAACAAGCUUAUAUUUUGGGUUCUGAUUGGGUAAGUGAUAUAUGGCCAAUUUACCACGGCUAAGGGCUAUUCUUAUGCGCAACGUGAUGUGCCUGAAUGGGAAAUGCUCCAAAACAAUUAUGGACAUUCAAUUAUGGACAUUCACAGAACACUGGAUAUAUUGAAGCACAAUUUUCUAUCCUGCUUCAUUUCUGUUAAAAUGACUGAUUUUUGUAAAUAUUUGGUUCAUUAAAGAUUACUGAUAUGGCAAUGAA
Molecule: messenger RNA, 5084 nt
Organism: Oncorhynchus gorbuscha (pink salmon)
Lineage: Eukaryota; Metazoa; Chordata; Actinopteri; Salmoniformes; Salmonidae
Gene: tjp3
Product: tight junction protein 3
Exons: 28
Coding region: 208-4164 (1318 amino acids)
Biological process (GO): protein localization to cell-cell junction; establishment of endothelial intestinal barrier; cell-cell junction organization
Cellular component (GO): bicellular tight junction; plasma membrane
Molecular function (GO): cell adhesion molecule binding
Source: RefSeq, a predicted model, not a curated record